CGGGUGGCCUCCCCUCCUCUUCGUCACCACCGCUGGCGGAUGCGCAGGCCCCUGUCCUGGCCCGCCCCUCCCUCCUCCUGGAGACGACGGAGCGCUCGAGCUCGGCAUGCUCGCCGGCGACGCCGGGGCCCUCCCUCGUCCUGAUGCACCCGCCGUCGCCGACAUGAGGCUAUUCACCGCCCCCUGCUCGGGACGCCAUGAAGGUUAGGAGCAGGAGCAGUUGCUGUUAGUGACCUCCAUCUUGAUUAGGAUGACCACGAAGACCUCCGCAUGUUGUGCUGCUGCUCGGGACCCUCCCUUCAAUUGUGGGGACCCUCAAUUGUGCGAUCUGGGUCACGUAUAUUGCUCAGUUGGGUUACCUCAACCCUUGAAAUUUGGAUCCCCUUUCUGGACCACAUUCAGUUGUUGGCCCUGCCCUUGACGUCCAUGGUGACGCCGAUGAUGAUAUUGGCCCUGCUGUUGAUCCUCAAACAUAGGUCAAAGGAAGAAGUUGAACCUAAAGAAAUGCAGAGAAGAAUUACGGCUGCGUGUAUCCGGCUGGCUCAAGGUGUAUCCGGCUGGUUCAAGGUGUAUCCGGCUGGUUCAAGGGACGUGCAGGGCGGGCUCCUGGCACUGAGGAUCUCGCGGACGGAUGCCACGCUGCGAGGGCAGGGUCCCGCUGGGUGUUCCGUCGCCUGGCCUCCCUGCUCUGGCGACCUCGUGUACGGAUGCCACGCUGCUGGCGGCAACAAUCCGCGAUGGCGAUGGCGAUGGUGCGAUGUUCUGAUGCAGUGCCGCGAGGUCGGCGUGCAGGAUACAGUGUUGGUGGGCGGCAUCGAGGAUAAGGGCGAUUGGAUCUGAUUUCGUUAGUUUCCUUAGUUUCCGAUGACAACCGCGUGAAUGUAGGGGACGAACGCGGGAUUGGUAUUUUUGUGCUAGUGGACGGAUGCGUGAUUGUAGGGGAUGGACGCGGGACUGGUAUUUCUAUGCUGGUGGAUGGAUGGUGGAGGUGGAGCACGGUCAGUCAAGGGAAUUUGCUACGUGCACACCUUAAAGGUAUUAGAUCAAUGAUGGCAGUUAGAUUAGAUUUGUGGGACUAAUUGUGUGGUGCUGAUUAACUCAUGCAUUUUGUGGGACUAAUUGCUGGGUGCAUGUAAGGAAGUUCUUAUUUGAUUGUUUAAUAGUAGUAGAGAUUAUAUAGGAUUAACAGAACAUAUGAUUUAGCAUAAGCGAAGAAACAUGAUGGUUCGCUUGCCA
Molecule: messenger RNA, 1236 nt
Organism: Triticum urartu
Lineage: Eukaryota; Viridiplantae; Streptophyta; Magnoliopsida; Poales; Poaceae
Source: RefSeq, a predicted model, not a curated record